AUGGUAGGACAACCACAAGAAAAGAAGGGGCCGCGGGAUUCCAAGGAAGGCCUCAAGCCUGACUUCAGGAGCUUCCAGCGCAGGCCGAGAGGCUUGCUGUCUACCGACGGAAAAGUCUUCCUCAAUUUAUGGUUCAUACCACAUCCUUCGGAAGUGCUGGUCAUGUUCAAAACGCUGCCAGAAAAGGCGGCCUUCCGAGCCUUGCGGCUCACCCUGCAGCUGUUGGCGCCGCUGCACGACAUCGUGGCCUACCUGUGCUCCUUCGCUCGGCUGGGAAACUGGUCUGAAUUGCAAGAGCUACAGAAAAUGAUUGACAGCCUUCAGAGCCCCCAAGACCCCAACCAGGUGGCCCAGGCCCUCCUUCUCCGGAGGGAGGUUAUGUUUCUGCAGUUCGACGCGGCAGUGAGGCAUCUGGCCCGGUACGGCCGGGAGCGCUAA
This is a messenger RNA of Echinops telfairi (small Madagascar hedgehog), 438 nucleotides long. RefSeq names its product coiled-coil domain-containing protein 162-like. NCBI's taxonomy places the organism in Eukaryota, Metazoa, Chordata, Mammalia, Afrosoricida, Tenrecidae. The record is from RefSeq and is a predicted model, not a curated record. The transcript has 4 exons. Bases 1 to 438 code for a protein of 145 amino acids.